CUACACUCCACUUUUAUUGUCAAUUAGGCGUAGAAACGCUUGUUUUUUAGCAGAAUCAAUCGGUCGUAAAUAUGUGAUUAAAACAUAAUUAACUGCAUUAAUUAUCUCAUAAACGCACAUCGUCACAUACAUGUAAUUAUAUAUAUACGCGUACACAACUUUUCAAAUUUUGUGAAUCUGUGUCAUAUUUUGACAGGAUUAAACACCUUUAUCCAACGAACUGACCUAUCAAUCAAAAUCCAGUACGGCAGUAGCUAAGUGACCGUUUUUCCUAUAAUGAUGAUGGUGUUCCGUUUGGGAAGUUUGCAAAAUAAUGUGGUACAGAAUGGCAAAUGAGCAACGAAUGUUUGACCUUUCUGAAAGACUAAUUCGCUCCAUCAACUGCUGCAGUUCGUUUGGAUGCUAUGAGGAUGAUGAUGUAGAAAACCUGAUAGAAAAUGGGGCGGAUGUGAAUCGUCAGCAUGGCACCCUGCUUCCCCUGCACUGUGCCAGCAUGGUCAGCGACAGCUACGUGCUGAGACUGCUUCUCAAAAAGGGAGCCAGGGUGAAUGACUAUGAUGGCUAUGAGAGGGCUGCACUGCAUUACGCAGCUGAGCGUGAUGUGUUCUGUGUUGAGCUCCUACUGGAGAGCGGGGCAGACAUCAACAUCCCCGACGGCAACUGUGACACGCCUCUUCACUGGGCAGCCUUCAAGAACAACAUACAGUGUGUGAAGCUGUUGCUCCAACGAGGGGCCAAGGUAGACCCACUGGACUUUAACAAUGAUACACCAUUAGCUUGGGCAGCAAGGAAAGGUCACGUGGAGGUCAUCAGUGUCCUCCUGGACUAUAAUGCCGAUCCCCACAUAGAGAACCUGCGCGGUCUCACCCCAGUCGACAAGUGUAUCCAGGUUCAGAUCAGUGGACUCAAUACAGACAAUGACAAUGACUGCCUGGGGCUCAUGCUUCGAGCCUCCUGGAAACUUGAACUGACAGAUGCACAGCAGGAGUCUAUUAAAGGGGAUAAUCGCCUCAGUGACUUGUUGUUACCAGGAUUGUCUCCGAGCCCGCUACAGAGCCAUUGUCGCUAUCUAAUACGCAAGGCGUUAGGGUGCAGAUUUUUACCCAAUGUUGUCCCUAAACUUCCUGUUCCACAGAGACUUCAAGAUUUUAUAUCACUGAAAUGCUGAGGCAAUACAAAUAUUUCAGCACUCUGUCCUUUUCAACUUUAAUUUUCACUCACAUUGUCUAUUUUCAGACAAAUUUAAACGGCUUUGAGACAUUGAUAAAAGUAAAUUUGCUUGAAAGUUUGAGACGAAAGCUGAUUGCACAGAUGAUCGGCCUCGAGCUCAGACUGCAACAGUUGCUUGUAAUGCAUAGGUUCUGAUUCUCCUCUCAUGCAGUCAAUAAAACAUCACUUACUAGCAAAGAACCAGAAUGAAAACAAAUUACGGAAAUAAUAAUUGCAUUCCAUACAUAUUUGGGACACAAUUACAUCAAUAUGCACAUUUUAUGAGAGUUUAUUGACAUUUCCUAUUUGUCUUAUACCUUUGUUCAGCAAUAUUAUUUUACAUGUUAUCUUUUAAUGUAUCAAGUAAUUUUAUAAAUCCCCCUUUUAACUUUGAUUGAUUCAGUGUAAUUGUUAUCAUUAGGAGUAAUGACAUCAUUGUCACAGGUAGUAUUUGUGUGUUUGUACUUCCUAUUCAAAUCAGACACUUUUCCAAAGCACUGUAAUAUGUGAAUAUAAAAAUCUUCAAUCAACAAA
This is a messenger RNA of Dreissena polymorpha, 1743 nucleotides long. Its product is annotated as ankyrin repeat and SOCS box protein 8-like. Gene Ontology annotation, molecular function: protein binding. Lineage: Eukaryota; Metazoa; Mollusca; Bivalvia; Myida; Dreissenidae. Gene Ontology annotation, biological process: intracellular signal transduction. The record is from RefSeq and is a predicted model, not a curated record.